Molecule: messenger RNA, 1076 nt
Organism: Dalotia coriaria
Lineage: Eukaryota; Metazoa; Arthropoda; Insecta; Coleoptera; Staphylinidae
Product: ribosome biogenesis regulatory protein homolog
Biological process (GO): ribosome biogenesis; ribosomal large subunit biogenesis; endonucleolytic cleavage in ITS1 to separate SSU-rRNA from 5.8S rRNA and LSU-rRNA from tricistronic rRNA transcript (SSU-rRNA, 5.8S rRNA, LSU-rRNA)
Cellular component (GO): nucleolus; nucleus; preribosome, large subunit precursor
Molecular function (GO): protein binding
Source: RefSeq, a predicted model, not a curated record
AUGAAUGUGUUACAAUUAUUGGAAAGCGCCAACGAGGCCGCGGAAGGUUACAAGAGUAUCUACGUGAAGAAGCACCUCGAACUAGAUUACGACGUGGGCCGGCUGAUGGCGGCCGACCCCAACGAUCUGGACUACACGUUACUACGCCGAGGAAAAGAGGAUUUUCUUAGAGAUUUAACACGCGACAAUACACAAUUGCUAAUUAAUAAAAUUUGGGAGCUGCCGACCGAGCGCGUUGAUGAGGCAAUCAUUGCUAAGCUGCCACUUUCUAACUAUGCAUUACCUAGGGCCAAGCCAGUGCCUACUCCCAAACCACUCACAAAGUGGCAACAGUUUGCUUUGGACAAGGGCAUUAAGAAGACAAAGCAGUCUAAGCUUUCAUGGGAUGAACAACUUCAGAAAUGGAUACCAAAAUAUGGAUACAAGAGGGCUGCAGCUGAAAAGGACAAAGAUUGGGUGCUGGAGGUGCCACAGAAUGCUGAUCCCUAUGAAGAUCAGUUUGCCAAGAAAGCAAUGGCUAAGUCUGAGAAGGUGGCAAAGAAUGAGCUGCAAAGAUUGCGGAACAUUGCAAAGGCAAAGAAUAUCAAAGUGCCAAAAACAGGAUUAUUGAAUCCUGAUGUUUCAUCUGCAAAGAAGUAAUUACAGACAGCUGUAACAGUAGCGAAAUCAUCCACCGCAAGCGUAGGUAAAUUCCAAAAUAAACUACCAAAAGAGAAGGAAGCAACCAACGUGCACACGUUAGUGCCGGGUGGGAGUAGAAAACGGAAGUUGCCACCGAUAUCGGGCGAUGCCGAGAAGCAAGAAAGUCUUAACCUAAUUGAUUCGGUGCUCAACAAGAAGCCGAAAAUACACAUUGAGAAAGCUGUAGCAAUACAAUUAAAUAAAGAGCAAAUAGAUCGGUCGGAGGAAAAUCACAGCGGACGGCCGAAAGCUGGCCGUAGUGGCAAGGUAAAGGACGCAAAGAAUGCCAAGAAACCGAAGAGCCGCAAGGGAUUGCAUAAAGGACCCGGCAACAAGGGCCGUAAACGUCGCUAGGAGCCACCAUGUGUUUGAACGCUGCAUUGUAUAUACAAAAA